Dendronephthya gigantea is the source of this 4854-nucleotide messenger RNA. Its product is annotated as potassium voltage-gated channel subfamily H member 1-like. NCBI's taxonomy places the organism in Eukaryota, Metazoa, Cnidaria, Anthozoa, Malacalcyonacea, Nephtheidae. Gene Ontology annotation, biological process: potassium ion transmembrane transport; regulation of membrane potential. Gene Ontology annotation, cellular component: membrane. The transcript has 10 exons. Bases 633 to 4253 code for a protein of 1206 amino acids. The record is from RefSeq and is a predicted model, not a curated record. Gene Ontology annotation, molecular function: voltage-gated potassium channel activity.
GCGAGGCUCGAGGAUCGUUGAUUUUGCUCCAAGCCAGUGAAAUAUCAGAUGUGGUUACCACUAUAGCGGUUUCCUUUCAAACUCACAAUAAAGGAGGGUAGCGCGUAUAGCAAACUUAGAAAGUGUAUAGGAAGAGUUCACGUUUUGUUUUGUCUAAAAACGUCAAUUUUUAGAUUGAUAUGCACUUCACUGACCGCAUCCCUCCUGUCGCUAAGCCAAAGAGAAUGUUGUGUUUACAAUGCAGAGCGCAUGCCAUGGACGAAAAUUCGAGAGAGAAAACAAACCCAAAGUGUUUCAAUGUAAUCCUGGUUCGAUGUAGCUUACACCACCUUAACCUACAGAAAUCCUGCCGUCAUCCUUGCUUUUCCUUCAUGUCGAGUUCCUCCAUCGCGAGAUCCUCCAUCCACGACGUUUUCUCGCACAGUUCACAAGGUUUCCUCGCGUUGCGUACAUGCAGCAGGUACCGCAGUUUUGACACAUCAGAGACCACCGCACACCUGACAUUCGGUGCGAUCUCAACGCGCAAUUACUCGACAGCAACCGAAGGAAAUAAAACGUCCCAAAGAAUAGCAUUUUGCAGUCGUGUUGGCGACACAUACUAUAGAAACUAGCAGAUCUUCACUGGGCUCAUCAUGGCUGGAAGACGAGGGUUGGUUGUGCCGCAGAAUACGUUCCUCGAUAACAUUGUAAAGAAGACGAAUGGAACACAUGAGAACUUCCUGUUGGCAAGCGCCCAAAUCGUGGAUUCCCCGAUCGUGUACUGCAGUGAAGGUUACACUAGGAUGACAGGCUAUAAGAAAAAUCAGGUCGUCAAAAAGAAGGCAAAUUGUAGCUUCAUGUACGGGUCCCUGACCACCAAAGAUGCUGUGAGAUUGUUGAGAAGUUCCAUCCUAGAGAAAAAAGAUUCACAGAUUGAGAUAUUGCUAUACAAAAGAGACGGCACACCAUUCUGGGUGUUAUUAAACAUCGGCCUGGUUUAUGAUGAGUUGGACGAGGGUGUUCUGUUCUUGCUCACGUUUCAAGAUAUCACCGAGUUUAAAGAACCCAUCAACCCCAGCUAUCGUAAACACAGAUGGUCAGAAUUCAACAAAGUUCUCCACACUAAACCGAUGCAAGACAACCCGAUUUCGAAGGCAAAAGAGGAGAAAAACCGACUUUUCAUCAAUCAAUUAAUGGAAGACAACGUGAAAAUCCUUCCUGAGUAUAAGCAAGAAAUACCUGACACACCUCGUUACGUCAUUCUUCAUUGCUCGACACCGAAGAUAGUUUGGGAUUGGUUUAUCCUAAUUUUCAUCCUCUACACGGCGACAUCUGUGCCGUUCAUUGUCUGCUUUAAGUUCGACUCUCUUCCGAUGAGUAUUGCCGACACGGUAGUGGACUUUAUGUUUCUUAUUGACAUCGUCCUUAAUUUCCAUACGUCGUACGUCGGCGAUGAUGGCACCAUCGUCUUUGAUCUUAAGCGGAUAAGAAGAUCGUACUUCCGAAGUUGGUUCUUCGUGGAUCUCGUCACCUCUUUGCCGUAUGGUCUAUUAGGCAUUUUGAUUGGUGGGGGUGUAGGACGGGGAAUAACAGAAAUGAUAGGUUUUCUAAAAGCAGUCCGCUUACUGCGUCUGAAUCGAGUGGUUCGAGCAUUAGACCAAUACCUGGAGUAUGGGUUCAUCACACUAAUCCUGUGGAUGUUAUUCUUCUGCCUUUGUGCUCAUUGGAUGGCAUGCAUCUUCUUUGCCAUAGCUGACCACUACGACAAAUUUGAUGACAUCGGCUGGGUGCGAGCCAUGUCGGAACAGACAAUGCAACCGCUGGUUAUCAUCAAUGGUACUGUGGUUGAGAAGCCAACCCUUGCCUCGCUGUACAUGUCCUCCCUGUACUUUUCUCUCACUAGCCUCACCUCAAUUGGGUUUGGGAACAUCGCUCCAAACACAACGGCUGAGAAAAUAUUCUCAUGCGUGACUAUGAUUUUUGGAGGUUUGUGUUACGCUGUGAUUUUUGGUCAAGUCACGGCAAUUGUGCAACAGGCGCAGAAAAAAUCGGAAGGUUACCAUCAAACGCUGGACAACAUGCGUUCCUUUUGUAAACUUUAUCAAGUGCCGAAAGAAAUUUCCACGAGAAUCAUUGAUUACUACAUGUACACCUGGGUGUUAAAUAGAGGAGUGGACACUAACCAGGUACUCUUGAAUUGUCCUAAAGAUUUACAAUCUGACAUAUGUAUACACCUCAAUCGAAAGAUAAUCGACAGCACACCAGCUUUCGGCGAACUGUCAAACGCCGUCCUGCGAGCUGUGGCGAGGAACUUUGCCAUACAUCGAGUGGCGCCAGGCGAGAGAGUGGUACAUGAAGGGGAAAGUCUGGAUUCUGUGUUCUUCAUCGGCUCUGGCUCUUUUGAAGUAACGCAGAAAGGCAAAGUUGUAGGACUGUUGGGUGAAGGUGAUGUGUUUGGCGAUGAUGUUUGUCGAUUCAGUGACGUUGGUAGAUCAGUGGCUGACGUGUUCGCACUCACCUACGCUGAUGUUCACGCGAUUGGUCGAGAUGAACUAAUGAAUGCUCUCGCGUUUUAUCCCGAGUAUGGAAUUCAGUUUGCCAAAGUUUUCCGACUUUCAUUUUGCCUGAGAGAUGAGGUAACAAUGCGAAAACUUUCCGCGCAUCCUCGUGCAAAAUCGACCUUCAUGGCCAAGGGAAUGGAGGGCCGCAGGUAUUCUAUGGUUGAGGAGAUGCAGCAACAUGUUUACGACACCGACUCAAACAAUGGCGACUUGGGAACACCCAACAGUCAGAAUAUGACCGACACAGAUCCACCGAGCAAACCGUUUAUCAAACCCACAAAACCUCGCUAUUCCUUUGCAAGCGGUAUGGAAGGCAUUCCGGAAAAUGCCGAACUUGAUCCGAGCGGUGACGACGACGAUUUUAAACGCUGGAACGACUAUCAAAACUCAUCAUCAGCUUCUGAAGGACUUUUGAACGAAAUCACAGGAAUGAAAUCGGAUGUUAGACGCGAAAUUGAAGUUAUGGGCGGAAAGAUGAACCAACUUGAGCAGAAUAUCUCAACUAUACUUAGUCUACUGCAAGAACGCGGGUUCAAAUCGUCCGAGUCUUCAAACUCCGCACUUGGCAUUCAACCAACUAAGACACCCGAAGCGACAAGAAGCCGAGCUGCGAGUAUUUUGUCACGAGUGAAGUCGGAAAUGCCCGAAGAGCCUUUGCCGGAUUGGGUUGAGUUGGAAAAUUUUGGAAUGACAGGUAAUGCAAAACCAGAGAACGAAGUGGAGAAGGAAGGAGAAAAUGAAGAGGAGGCAGAGGAACAGUCAAAUAGAAUUGGCGGGAGAUUGACGAAGAAACGACAAAUUGAAGCUAGACGAAAGAAGAAGAAAGCCGAGAAAGCUACACGGAAAAACGAUUCAGAUGAAGAAAAGGAAACGAAUGAGUCGGUGAUUCCUGUGACCAUACCUGAGGUUCAGCAGCCUGGUACUGCCGCGUUGGAAUACGUAGAAGACGUUGAGAUGAGUGAGGUUUUGAGUCAAGCUGACCAGCCCGAGUUUCAACAGGACGAAACACAACAAAACCCCGACGAUGAGUUGUUAAAACCAGGAUCCCUGGGGAUGGACGAAGAUCAAGAGAUGCUGUCAUCUUUGAGCCUACAAAAUGAAGACGGCAAGAAAAAGCGAAAGAAGAGGAAAGGUGAUAAAAAAUCGAAGCAAAAAAAAGAAGAUGAAGUAGAUAGCACAAGUGAAACACCAGGACCUUCGGAUCCUCAACCUGGAGACGAUGACCAGCCCGAGCUUCAAGAGGACGAAGCAGAAAAAAACCCGGACGAUGAUUUACUAAAACCAGGAGAAGACGAAGAUCCUGGGAUGCUGUCAUCUUCGAGCCUACAAAAUGAAGAUGGCAAGAAAAAGCGAAAGAAGAAAAAGGGUAAAAAAUCGAAGCGUAAAAAAGAAGAAGACGAUGGUGCAACUCCGAGCGAAUCACCGGGGCCUUUGGAAGAUCCUGCAAAUGACGUUGCCAUAACAAUACCUGAAGAAGGCGAUAACAUUUCCUACCCAGGUCCCGCAAGGUCGAAUUCGUCUCUUUCCGACGACCAUCGAUCAUCGUCCAGAGCAGGCACGAAGGAUUCGCCCGAGGAGAAUGCACACCCGAAAGAAGAUAAUUCCAAUACAUCGAGGGAGCCAAGUCCCGCGCCUGAUGGGCCUUUUCUUGCUCCAGGGGAAACAGCCCCGGGUAAAGAUUCCCGGAAAAAUAGUGACGUCGCCCUCAUAUAAUGGACGUCGAUGCGGAUGACCAUUCCUAUUCCAAGUAAGAGAUCCGCCACUGUAAACUGUAAGACUGUAAACUGUCUUUUAAACAUAUUCGCAAUCUACGGAUUUAUAAGUUUAUUCCCAGUUCACGCUACUGGCAAACAGCAUAAUAGCUGUGAGGCUUGCAAUGAUACACGCAAUAAUAGAUAAUGCCCACAAUAUAGCAAUUCUCUUGCGUCCAGAGCUCAAAUGACCAACCCGUCUCCAAGAGGGAAAACCCUGGUACGAGGUUGCCCGGCGUCCAGCGAAGCAAAAAGGCAGUGCACUACUCACUGUUAACUGCAAGUAAUGAACUCUCUGUUAACUGCAAGUUCGCAACCACGUGUUUACCACCGAAAUGAGGCUAAAGAAAUGGUUAGCCUGCUUAAAUGACACUUUAUUGUAGGGAGGAAAAUAGCACAACAAUGGCACCAUGUAAUUAUUCAAACAAAUGUUGUCAAUAUAAAGAACAUAAAGAUAUUGACAUCCGAAUUUUAAAACGUUAGCACAAACUUAAAAGCACGUUAUGGAAGUAUAUUUAUAAACAUUGUACUUAGCUAAUAGCUACCAUUGUAUUUUUUAUAUC